CGUAUUUGAACAUGUUGAAGAUUUGUGGGCUGCAAACUGUCUGAUGUCCAACCUAAAUGGGCAGUCCGUAUUUAUACCCCAAAAUAGUCUUCAUCCAGUUCUAUAAUCACUGCGCAUGGCUCGUUUUGUUAUGUUUCCCGCUGUUUAAUGUAUAACGCGUCGUGGGGUCCACAAAUUUGAAAAGCGAGUUCAAUUUCUCAGUCCUCUUUUGGUAUAAAUACCACAGCCAAAACAAUGAAAUGGCAUCAAAAGAGUUUAAGCUUUCAAGCUGCAAAUAUUAACCCUAAGAACUAAACUAAAACUUAGCAACAUGUUCAAAUUCACCGUUGUCAUCUUUGCCAUCAUCGCCUGCGCCGCAGCCAAGCCUGGACUUCUUGGCGAGCAGUUCGCUUAUACUGCUCCAAUUGUGGCUGCUGCUCCAGGUGCAGUUGUCGCAGCUCCUGCCCCAUAUGUGACUGCUACCAGCAGUCAGGUGUUUGCUCGUAACUAUAAUGGGAUCGCCACUGCUCCAUUGGUUGCUGCUGCUCCCGUCGCUGCUCCAGUGGUGGCCAAGUAUGUCAGUGCGCCUUUGGCUGCACCAGUUGCUGCUCCAUUCAUCGCCAGAUACGCGGCUGCUCCCUUUGCCGCUCCUCUCGCGUAUAGCGCUCCACUGAACUAUGCUGCUGCGCCAGCACCUCUAUUGUUUUAAUCCAAGCAACUGUGAUCAUUAAAAACUUUAACUAAA
Messenger RNA from Drosophila montana, 724 nucleotides. Its product is annotated as cyclin-dependent kinase inhibitor 1C-like. The transcript is spliced from 3 exons. The coding region runs from base 311 to 688 and encodes 125 amino acids. The record is from RefSeq and is a predicted model, not a curated record. Lineage: Eukaryota; Metazoa; Arthropoda; Insecta; Diptera; Drosophilidae.